AUGCCCGACGCUCUUUGCCUCCAAAAGGCCGGCGCCGGCGCGGAGCGCCACCACCUACCACACAACAGCCAGCCGCUGCCGUCCUCGGUGCUCCCGGCGGUUGGCGAAGGCGACCCCGGGCGUGCUGCAGCUGCUGCUCCGGAGGAACGCUUACCUGGAGCAGGAACUCGACCUUCGCUUCCGCCUCUUCCGCUCCAGGGAAUCCCCUCCCGACGGGCGCGCCGAGUUCCUUCGCGCCAACGCCUCCGCCAUCGGUGCCGUCGUUGGCAACGCCGAUGCCGCAUCGAUGCGCCGCCGUCCUUCUCUGUGGGGACCGACCGCGUUGACCUCCCAAGUGCCGGGAGCACCGGAUCCGCGUCACCAACACCCCCAACUUCCUCACCGACGACGUCGCCGGCCUCGCCAUCUCCGUGCCAAGGAAGACCACGCAGGCUGACCGCUACCGGCGCGCCGGCUUGUGGAAGGCAAGAGGGACUACGCAGUCACUACGCGGGUGAAGGAGGGGCGGCCGCCCACUCGACGGUGCUGAUCAGGGCGACGAGGGAGCCUGGCAGGGAGGCGUCGAUGCAGGGCAGGGCGGCGACGAUCCGAUGCAGGGAUCAAGGUCGCCGUGCAGGGAGGCGUCGAUGCAGUGCAGGGCUGGCGAUGAAAGGCAGGGAGAGGGGCGAGGGACACAAUUAGGUUGAGUUUCCUUUUUUGCGAGUUGGUUAGAUGGUUAGAUUAACGUGAUUUGAGGGGCUGCAGAGGUGGGACGGGGAGUUUCAUAUUUUCAUCUGGUGGAGUACGGUCAGUCUAUGUAAACUGCUAAGCGCACACCAGAUCUCGAAUAAAUUAAUGAUGGCUGUUAGAUGGGGUUGUGCGGGCUU
Messenger RNA from Triticum dicoccoides, 866 nucleotides. RefSeq lists its product as uncharacterized. The record is from RefSeq and is a predicted model, not a curated record. Lineage: Eukaryota; Viridiplantae; Streptophyta; Magnoliopsida; Poales; Poaceae. Bases 1 to 681 code for a protein of 226 amino acids. The transcript has 3 exons.